Messenger RNA from Penicillium odoratum, 963 nucleotides. Its product is annotated as Mrp/NBP35 family ATP-binding protein. Gene Ontology annotation, biological process: iron-sulfur cluster assembly. NCBI's taxonomy places the organism in Eukaryota, Fungi, Ascomycota, Eurotiomycetes, Eurotiales, Aspergillaceae. Bases 1 to 963 code for a protein of 320 amino acids. Gene Ontology annotation, cellular component: cytosol. The transcript is spliced from 2 exons. Gene Ontology annotation, molecular function: 4 iron, 4 sulfur cluster binding; ATP binding; ATP-dependent FeS chaperone activity. The record is from RefSeq and is a predicted model, not a curated record.
AUGUCUCUCGACGGGGUCAAGAACAUAGUCCUGGUCCUCUCCGGCAAAGGAGGUGUCGGAAAAUCCUCCGUCACCCUCCAACUGGCCCUCGCUCUCUCCCUACAAGGCAAAUCCGUCGGCAUCCUCGACAUCGACCUAACAGGCCCCUCAAUCCCCCGCCUAGUCGGCCUCGAAGAUGCAAAGAUCACCCAAUCCCCCGCAGGCUGGCUCCCAGUCCCAGUCCACAACACAAUCUCCACCCAAGACUCCACCUCUUCUCCAUCCCCUCGCGGCUCCCUCCACUGCAUGUCCCUAGGCUUCCUCCUCCGAGACCGCGGCGACGCUGUAAUCUGGCGCGGUCCUAAGAAAACAGCCAUGAUUCGCCAAUUCCUUUCUGAUGUCUCCUGGGGUACGACGGAUUACUUGCUUAUUGAUACACCGCCCGGCACGAGUGAUGAGCAUAUCGCGCUUGCGGAACAAUUACUUACACUAUCGACGGCGGAUGCGGUACUCGCGGCGCAGAAUCAUUUGCCUAGAUUGGCGGGUGCUGUGCUUGUUACUACGCCGCAGGCUGUUGCGACGUCGGAUGUGCGCAAGGAGGCGAAUUUCUGUGUUAAGACUAAUAUUCCUAUUCUUGGGGUUAUUGAGAAUAUGUCGGGAUACGCUUGUCCGUGUUGUGGGGAGGUGAGUAAUUUGUUCUCGAGUGGAGGUGGAGAGGUCAUGGCGCAGCAGCUUGGGAUUCCGUUUUUGGGAAAAGUGCCGGUUGAUGUUAAGUUUGGGGAGUUGGUUGAAGGGAAGAUGGAGGUUAGUGAUGAUGAGGAUGAUGAGAUGGAGGGUGAGGAUGGGGCGGAGAAGCUACAGGUUGAGACUGCUGAGCAGGAUGAUAGGCCGCUUGUGGAGAGGUAUCAGGAUGGAUGGUCGUAUCCCCGCUUUAAGGAGUUUGCGAAGACCAUCGUUGGAGGUUUGGAGCAGGCCGCGACUUGA